CAUUGGACAUAGGACAGACUGUCGUGUUCUUUCAAAUUGUCCCAAGAUGUCGUUGUCGAAAUAUCUGUCUCCCCCGUUGACUUCCCUUCCCCUGUGUCUCCCUCGUUACUAUGGUGGAGUGAUUCUUGUGGGUGUAGGUGCUCUCGGGCUUAACAUGUAUUUUGUCCGUCGAGUUAUCAAGGCUCGUAAGGAACACAAUGUUGAAUUACCUCUUCUUUACCAUCCAACCAACAAAGUUUUCAACUGUAUUCAAAGAGGACAUCAGAAUUAUUUGGAGGUUCUGCCUUUCUUCCUCAUGACGUUGUUCGUUGGUGGUUUACGUUAUCCGCGCACAUAUACUGCUUGUGGUGCGAUAUUCCUUAUUGGUCGUCUGUUAUACUUCCAAGGGUAUGCCACUGGAGAUCCCGCAAAGCGUCGUAAUGGUGCUGUUGCCAUGGUUGGUGGAAUUCCAAUGAUACUGGGUCUCCUUGUUUUCGGUGUUCAGCAUUUAGUAGCCAGUAUAAGAUGUACUUCUUGUGCAUUACGAGGUUAAGACAGACCUUUGGUGGUACUAUAGGAACCUACAUUCAUGGUGAUUUGAACAUUUGAUCUCUUCAUACAAUAUUAGACCUUAUUUUUAUCAAUAUCAUGCAUGCAUUUAGAAUAAAGUGUUAAUUAACAGA
Molecule: messenger RNA, 662 nt
Organism: Trichobilharzia szidati
Lineage: Eukaryota; Metazoa; Platyhelminthes; Trematoda; Strigeidida; Schistosomatidae
Source: the annotation of a GenBank genome assembly